Maniola jurtina (meadow brown) is the source of this 1928-nucleotide messenger RNA. Its product is annotated as leucine-rich repeat-containing protein 74A-like. Bases 207 to 1862 code for a protein of 551 amino acids. The record is from RefSeq and is a predicted model, not a curated record. NCBI's taxonomy places the organism in Eukaryota, Metazoa, Arthropoda, Insecta, Lepidoptera, Nymphalidae. Gene Ontology annotation, molecular function: protein binding. The transcript has a single exon.
UUUUGUAUGACAUGACUGUUCCAGCGUGAAAUAUGUCCAUUCCAGUAAAUUUUGAAAGAAACUGAAAAAUAAAAUACAUAUUGACGUUUGCGACGUUUGCUCAAAUUCUACUGCAAUUCAGCUACAAUAAAAGAUUUUUAUGAAGUUUAAUUUACAAACAAAAGUUUCUUUAUAAUUAUGUAUAACUUGUAGUUUAUAGUAAAAAAAUGUCUUCAAGUGUUAGUAUAGAACAAACUUCUUUGGAAGUUAAAGUGCUUCAUGAAGUGGAAUCAUUUAUUUCUGAAGAAGCGCCCAUUGAGGAGUGGUCAUCGUUGAACGCACAAAUCCCAGAGGAAAAUGCGAAGCGGCUGCUGUAUGAACAAGGUUUGUACAGCCCUGGGAGUGGCGAAAUUUGUGCUAAAUAUGUACCGCUAUCUAGGAGCUCAGUCUUUCGUCAUCCUUAUUACAACUAUCCGUCUAUCCUCGACCCUGGCAUCAAGGAGGCACUGCUGAAUCCAGCACCCAAGAUUAUCCUUAAUUCAGAUGAUGGCCAAGAACUUUAUCUAGAUUUAUGUAAAGAGAUGCGCAUUUGUCCCAUUCGAAGUUUUCACAGAAAACUCUUAGAUCGUGAGAUAGAUUUAAGCUAUUACGGAAUUCACCCACUGGGGUUUCGACCUAUCGCAAUGGCUCUGAAUAAUAAUAGAUUUGUUAAAGUAUUAGAUUUAACAGAUAACUGGAUAAGCGAAGACGGGUGUUACCAUUUAGGUGAGAUGCUUGUUACAAACAUCAGCCUGGAAGAAUUAAAUUUACACGGUUGUCGGAUUGGACCAGAAGGCGCCAGGCGUUUGUUCGCAAACGUUCAUGUCAAUCGCACUUUACGCAAAAUUAAUCUCGCUGAAAACUGUCUGACCGAUGCUGGUGUGGAAUUCUUGUCAAAAGCGAUCUAUUUAGGCUCUGAUAUAGUAAAUAUAAACCUCAGCCAUAACAGUUUGACAGCAAAAUCAUUAGUCACGCUCACUUCUACCUUUGAAACACACAACAAGCUGACUCAUCUGAAUUUGUCUUGGAAUACCAUAUUUUCACCUAAUGCGAUUUUUUAUUUGUGCAGUAUGCUAUCGACAAAUACGAAACUCGAAGAGAUAAAUUUGUCAUGGAACUCUUUAUCCGGCCCUCGUAUAGGUAAUGCUAUUAAGCAGGUUAUGAAAGCCCCAAAUUUAAGAUCACUCUAUUUAAAUAAUAAUAGACUAUCAGACGAGGUAACUCAAAUAGCGCAAAGUUUACCAAAUAGUAAGUUAACAACUCUGGAUCUUUCAAACAAUCCGUUGACACCGGACCAUGCUUUGUUUUUGCUAUCAAAAUUAAAGAUACGUAAAGUAAAAUUGCAAAACCUUUUUCUUGAAAAUAUUUUAGUGACCGCUGAGUUUAUUGAAUUAAAAGAUACAAUAUUGGAUAUGAAAUCUCGGAAAAAUGUUGUUAUAAAAUGGGGAGAAGUUAUACCUAGGUUAGUUUCAGCAAGUGCCGAUAUGCGAGAAAUAGUAUUAAGGAGAGCUGAAUUUCUAUGUAACAAAGGUAAAAAGUCAAGCGUAGAUAUAGCUCUAGUAUUUUUAGAAAUAUGCAAAUAUAAUGAACGGCCGUUGGAGGUAAAAGAAUUUUCACGGGCACUUAAAACGCUCGGUGCUACUAGUUUGGAUGCUGAUUUGAUAGAGGAGAUCGUGAAUAGUUUUCCCGGCCCCAGUAAUAAGAAAGUAAAGACGAUUGACUUGGUCAUGUUGGUAGAUUACGUCCACCGCAGAUGGCCUGAUAAGAAAUUGCCUCCUACGCCACCACCGGAAGAAGUCGUACCAGAAGUUAAAGAUAGUAAAAAGAAGAAAAAGAAGAAAUGAGUUGAUGUUUAUCGUUAUAAUUGUUUGUCCUGUUUUAUAAGAUUAGUUUUAAUUAUUGAUUGUAUU